Amoebophrya sp. A25 is the source of this 867-nucleotide messenger RNA. The record is from the annotation of a GenBank genome assembly. NCBI's taxonomy places the organism in Eukaryota, Dinophyceae, Syndiniales, Amoebophryaceae.
CCGGUGGCGGGGGCAGCCUAGCAGAUGGCAUAGCUUUCGAGGAAUAAGUAGUUCCAUUUGAGAUAAUAUUAUUGCUCUUGUUGGACAGCCGCUGUCUAGUAUGCGUAUCAGAUCGGAUGUUCUAGGCGGGACUAUUUCUAUCUAGACAAGAGCUAAGUACUGCCAGUUUCGUGUCUCUCUUCGCCAGCUUUUAUCCUCAUUCAACAGCAGAUGUCAGUUUGUAUCCUCGUUCAAGAAGAGUAGAGUCAUGAUUACAGGAGCACAAAAUUUUUAAUAUGAGUGUUCAAGAUGAAGAAUAAUAUCUAUCAACUUCUAACAGCAGAAGCACUACAAUUAUGUGUAUCAUCUAUGUCUACUAUAGCUGGUGUCGUAAUUAGCUACGACGCAUUCAUCCAAUUGCAAUUACAAUUUUCAACUCAGAAGUAGUACAGGAAUUACAGCGUGAAUUACUAUGUUCGAUGUAGCACGACAGUUGCAAUCUCGACAAGAAGGAGCACCUGUGUGUACCACAGUGACAAGCAGAAAAAACACCUUAGCUUGUACACGUGAAAAGUAGUAACAGAAUUUUCAACUUUCAGCAUCACAGAAUUUGCCCGAAAAAGCACAUGAGCAAAGGAGGUAUAAGUUGUUAUAGGACCACUACAAUGGUAAGCAGACUGUCACGGUUGUUGGUUUUUUUGAAGUCAGUGUCUACAAUCACGUAGAGGAGCAAACUAUUACUAAGAUUACAACGAGACAACAAGAAAGCAAGGCUGUACAACUACAACGACGUUAGAUUUUGCUGAUCAUUCAGUGUUAAAAGUGUUACGUUCUUCACAACCGGAACGAGGCAACGAACAGGAAGACCCAAUAUUAAAUCGUGGCGAG